This is a messenger RNA of Prunus armeniaca (apricot), 762 nucleotides long. NCBI's taxonomy places the organism in Eukaryota, Viridiplantae, Streptophyta, Magnoliopsida, Rosales, Rosaceae. The record is from the annotation of a GenBank genome assembly.
AUGAAGGGGCAGGCGAUAGCCGACUUCGUCUCAGAAUUCACGCCAAGCAUUCUAUCUACAGAGCAUCAGAGCUGGACGUUGCACGUCAACGGAGCAUCCAACAGACACGGGAGUGGGGCAGGAAUUGUUCUCUUGGCACCGGGCGGGACCGAGGUGGAAUAUGCCCUCCGCUUCCAGUUUAAAACAACGAACAACGAGGCAGAAUACGAGGCCCUCCUCGCCGGGCUCCGGCUUGCCCAAGAUCUCGGCGCCCAGGGCCUCGGAGCGCACAGUGACUCGUUGCUCGUCGUCAACCAAAUCAACAAUACCUACCAGGCCAGAGGCAAGCGAAUGGGCCAGUACGUCAAGGAAGCACAGCGCCUGGCCUCACAAUUUGUACACUUCGCCAUCUCUCAGGUCCCACGAAGCCAGAACAGCAGAGCCGACGCUCUCGCCAAGUUGGCCUCGGCCCUCGACGGGGGCAUCAAGCGGUCCAUCCCCAUCGAGUACCUCGCCAACCCUACUAUCAGCGAAACGCCAACAGAGACCAUGGCCAUCGGGAACAACGAUAACUGGAGACACCCAUCUACGCAUACCUCGCCAGCGGGACCUUUCCCACCGAUUCUAACGCGGCAUGCCGCCUACAGCUCCAAUCCGGCCGAUACACCAUCAUCAACACACAGCUCUACAAACGUGGAUGGCCACGAAAUCCUUCGGGAGGUGCACGAGGGUGUCUGCGGCGACCAAUCUGCUUCCCGAGCAAUGGCUUCUAAAGUCCUCUGA